This is a messenger RNA of Apodemus sylvaticus (European woodmouse), 5573 nucleotides long. It is a transcript of the gene Mtus2, whose product is annotated as microtubule associated scaffold protein 2. The transcript is spliced from 15 exons. The record is from RefSeq and is a predicted model, not a curated record. NCBI's taxonomy places the organism in Eukaryota, Metazoa, Chordata, Mammalia, Rodentia, Muridae. The coding region runs from base 285 to 4349 and encodes 1354 amino acids. Gene Ontology annotation, cellular component: cytoplasm; nucleus. Gene Ontology annotation, molecular function: microtubule binding.
CGGGAUGCUCCCGGAGGCUGCUCUGCUCUCUCUGCUCAUCCUUCUUGGCUCCUCCAGACCCAGGUCUUGUGAACUAGCUGACUCGCACGGAACAGCAAUGGUGCACAAAGAGUUGUCCUACUGCGUGUCAAGACAGUGGUUGGUUCUGAAACUCAUCUGAAGAGGUUCAAAGAAGCGUCUAGAUGUGACAUUGUCAGAGGAGGACAGAGAAGGUGACAGCUGCCUGUUGCUCUGCAGCUUGCAGGGAGACUGCAUGGCCAGCAGCCCUCACUGAAGACGUGACCAUGAGCGCCCCACUCGCUCCAAAGAAAACCUGUUUCGGCCAGUUGAGAGAUCACCGAGAGGGAGCAAAAAAUAAUAAUGACAGUGUUCUGAGGACGGGGGAUACAAAUGCCAAUCAAAUCAUGUUGGAGGUCAGCUCCUCUUGCGAUGAGCCCAAGUCAUGUGACCUGGAUGAUGAACUCGGAAAUGCGAAUUUAAGCCGGCCGCAGUACCACAGCCACUUCCAGAAGGAGCCCUUUCACCUGCAGGGCUUUGGGAAAGGGUCUCAGGCUGGCUCCAGCAGCCAGAGGGAGUGUCAGGCGCCUCUGAGUGUCCACAGGCAAUCGAGUGAAGAACACACAGUAAAAAGAGGUACCCUGCAGAGCCCUCAGAGCGUUCAGGGACCAAGUCUUUGCAGCUGGAGGAAUGCAGUGGGUCAACCCAGUCCAGAUGUUGCUGCUAAAAAGGAUGCUGAGAUUCCCAGACAUGUUCCCAAGGACAAAUUGGCCAAGACCCUUGACAACGAGGAGCUGAAAAGAGCUAGCAGCUCAGCGGCUGCAGCUGGCAGCGUGGCUCCCACAAACCUGCAGCCGGCGCAGCUGGACAUCUUCGAGCCACAGGGCCGUGUGCCUGGGCAUGGGGAGGGGCCACCAGCCAGCCACUCUCCAGGGAAAAAUCUUUCCCCAAGAACCUUAGAGGGGAAUGGUGUGUAUCUUCCUAAACCAUCUACCUCAGAAGCCGAGGGGUCCAGCCCCUCAGACACUAAGGUGGAAGGGACACACGACCUUGAUAUUUACAACGAGUGCAUCGCUCAUGCAGAACUGACUUCCUGUUCAGCUUCAUCAUUGAAGGAAACCCCCAGCCUCCGUCAUCCAGAAGUGUGUUUAGGACAAGGGGCAGGGAAGUCCAAAGUGGAGCUCAAAUAUAUCCAACCCAGGAAUGAGGAGACACUAACGUCAGCCCAGGUGCAAGGUCUCCGAUGGCCUAAGGAACAAAGUAUGUCACCCGUAGAGAGCAAGGAGCUACUCGAGAGGGCAUCCGGAGAAGCCACGAGUCAACUGAGCCGCAGCCACCACCAGCUUGGAGGAGGAAGAGGCAGCAGCCUGGAAGAAAUGAUUGGAGCUAGCGCUGCUGGGGAGGGGUCUCAGCAAGCCACCCCUGCACCGAGCGCCGCUCCUGCUGCUGGAGAGGCUGGUCCUAGACUCACAGGUAAAAUGUCAGCGGGUGCAGGUAGGAUGGUGAAGGAAACAACAUCCGGCAAAACUGCGCCUGACGACCGACCAGUAGCUCCCGUUCUCCGUGAUCCAACGGAGAGCCUGCCCUCCGAGGUCAGUGGGGAGGAGAGGAGGCUGGGGAACGGGAACUCGGGCAGUGCCAAAUUGUUGGCCUCAGGUCCUUCCGUGGGAGGGAGCAGAACCGAAGCCUCUGAGCUCUUGAGCCCUCGGGGUAGCAUCCCGGAAGUCAGAAAAAGCAAAGAGACAACAACACCUGUAGCUGAAAAUAGGAGCCUUCUAGGGAAUGCAGCCCAAACGGAUGACGUCACUGCAGCUGGAGUAGAGUCCCUGUUCAGUACCCCAGCUCGCCUCCACCCAGAGACAACUGUGAACUUGACUCAGCAUCCGAGUCCUCCAGGUAGCACGUCUCAGGAGCUCGGCGGCGCGUUCAGUGUGGACACAGGGUCACCCUCAGAGACCGCACCCUCCGCUGAUAGUGGGCAGGUAUUGAACACAUCCCCAAAAGUGCCUGACAAGACCUCUUGCCCCAGUGGGAUCCCCAAGCCUCUUACACCUCCCAAGGACAUGCCCUCCUCCCAGGAAGCCCCGGAGAAACUGGAGAUAGAAAGAACGGAAGAAAAGCCAGAGACAAAGCCCAUCGUCAUGCCCAAACCCAAGCACGCGAGGCCCAAGAUCAUCACUUACAUUCGCAGGAACCCUCAGGCGCUGAGCCAGGGAGAUGCUUCUCUGGUCCCUGUGGGCCUUCCGUAUGCCCCGCCCACAUGUGGCAUGCCUCUUCCUCAAGAAGAGAAGGCAGCGAGCCGUGACCUUCAGUCAUCUGCAAACAUGUAUGAGAAACUCAAGCCCGACUUGCAGAAGCCAAGGGUCUUCCCUUCUGGACUGAUGGUGUCUGGGAUCAAGCCCCCAGGGCACCAUUUCAGUCAGAUGAGCGAGAAGUUCCUGCAGGAGGUCACAGACCACCCAGGGAAAGAAGAAUUCUGUGCUCCUCCCUACACGCACUACGAAGUCCCGCCCACUUUCUAUCGCUCCACCAUGCUCCUUAAGCCCCAGCUGGGAUUGGGUGCGAUGUCUCGUCUCCCAUCGACAAAGAGCAGGAUUCUGAUCGCAAGCCAGAGGUCCUCAGCGAGUGCCAUCCACCCGCCCGGAUCCCUAACGACAGCCGCCAGUUUCUACGGUUCGGAUCCUUCAGACCUCAAGAAAGCCUCCAAUUCCAAUGCUGCAAAGUCCAGUCUACCAAAAUCUGGGCUUCGUCCUCCUGGCUAUUCACGACUUCCUGCAGCCAAGCUGGCGGCCUUUGGCUUUGUGAGGAGCUCCAGCGUCUCUGCGGUGCCCAGCACCCAAUCCCUGGAUGGCGGUGUGCAGCCGGAGCAGAGCAGGCCGGUCACCCGCUCAACCUUUGGGAAUGAAGAGCAGGCGCCUCUGAAGCAGGCUCUGCCUUCUAAGGAUACACCCAAGGGAGCUGGCCGGGCGGCCCCCGCGUCUUCCUCCAAUGCAACGACACCACGCAGGAGUCUGCUUCCAGCACCCAAAUCCACUUCCACGCCUGCUGGAGCAAAGAAAGAAUUGCAGAAAGAUCCAGAGGCCAAGAAGCCUGCUGUUUCGUCUCCCAAGAGGACGGCAUCUGCUGCUACUAAACUUCACUCCCCAGGGCACCCGAAGCAGAGGACCGCACCUCCUCGAAACGAGUUCGCACCCAAGCCUGACCCGCAGGCCCGGGAGGCGGAGCGGCAGGUGGUCCAGCGACUGAGGGACAGGUGUGAGUGGCAGGCCAGGCAGCUGGCUCUGACUCGAAGGGAGCUGAAGAAAGCCGUCCACGGCUUCGACGCCCUGGCUGUGUCCACUAAGCAUUUCUUUGGAAAGAGUGAAAGGGCCCUUGCGAAAGAAAAGGAGCUGUCAAUUGAACUUGCCAACAUCAGGGAUGAAGUUGCCUUCAACACCGCCAAGUGUGAGAAGCUGCAGAAGGAGAAGGAGGCGCUGGAGCGGAGGUUCGAGGAGGAACUGAGGAGGUUGGGCUGGCAGCAGCAGGCCGAGGUGCAGGACCUGCAGGAGCGGCUGCAGCAGCAGUUCCAGGCGGAGAGCGCGCGUCUGCAGGCGGAGCACCAGGACCAGCUGUUGCGCAUGCGCUGCCAGCACCAGGAACAGGUGGAAGACAUCACUGCCAGCCACGAGGCUGCCCUGCUGGAGAUGGAAAAUAACCACACGGUCGCCAUCACCAUCCUUCAGGAUGACCACGACCACAAAGUCCAAGAAUUGAUGUCUACCCAUGAGUUUGAGAAGAAGGAGUUGGAAGAAAACUUUGAAAAGCUGCGGCUGUCUUUACAGGACCAGGUGGACACGCUGACUUUUCAAAGCCAGUCUCUGCGGGACAGAGCCCAGCGCUUCGAGGAAGCUCUGAGGAAAACCACAGAGGAGCAGCUGGAGAUCGCGCUGGCUCCGUACCAGCACCUGGAAGAAGACAUGCAGAGCCUAAAGCAGGUGUUGGAGAUGAAGAACCAACAAAUUCACCUGCAGGAGAAGAAGAUCAUCGAGCUGGAGAAGCUGGUGGAGAAGAACAUCGUCCUGGAAGAAAAGAUCCAGGUGCUCCAACAGCAGAACGAAGACCUCAAAGCAAGGAUCGACCAGAACACAGUCGUUACCAGACAACUGUCGGAAGAAAAUGCUAACCUCCAGGAAUACGUGGAGAAAGAGACCCAGGAAAAGAAGAGACUGAGCAGAACCAACGAAGAACUACUUUGGAAGCUCCAAACUGGGGAUCCAACCAGCCCGAUUAAACUCUCCCCCACAUCUCCAGUGUACAGAGGCUCCUCCUCUGGACCCUCCUCUCCAGCCAGAGUCAGUACCACACCUAGAUGACAUCACCCUGCCACCCACAGGAGCUCAGGCUUCUGUCAUUCUGAGGGAGUGCUGGCCAGGUGCUAGUGGCCACCCUGUGCGCAUGCUCAGUAGCUGCAUAAUGCAUCUUAGGCAGCGUCCUCUCUGACCCUUGUGUGAGACCGUGCUGGUAUUGGUGCUUAGGAAGGCAUAAGCAGCAGGGUCUGGUGUCCCAAAAAAAGAAAAAAAAGUUUUAGUAUAGUGAGACGCAAAGGAAAAACAACUGCAAUUGCUCUUGAGCGAUGAACUUCCACGACAGAACUUUAGGUCAGUCACAAACAGCUCCAUUUUGAGUACACGAAACCCUCCUUGUACCACUGCUUGUGUGUAUCCAGAUGUGUGGGUAUACACCUGUGGCGAUUCUGAAUUGCAUUUUUUUUAUAACGCGAUGCGCUGACAUAUUUUAGUGAUGGUCAGCAGUUUUCUAACUUGUGCCUAAGAAUUAUUGGGAAAUGAAAAUGCAUUUCUAUCUAGUUUCCUUGAAAAUAUUUCUACCCAAAAUAGAGAAGAAGAAGAAAAAAAAAAAGAAAAAAAAAAAAAGAAGCAUGCCUAUCUGCCACUGAGUGGUACCCUGCUUAACCUAAACACCAGCGAUUUGUAGACGGUAACUGACUUUGGAGCAAUUUGCUUCUUGGUCCAAUGUGAGGUGGGGGUCACUGUUACCCCAAUGCAGGAUUUAAUUAUGACUUCUCCCAUCCUGAGGAGGUGAAAUGUAGCAGGGGUUGGGGAAUGGUCUGGCCAAUGUUCUCCCCUUUAGUGAUUCAUUUUUAUCUUGAAAACACCAGUUUUGCUCCCCACACCUCCAAAAAACGGCAUCUUGGAAUCCAUCAUCAAGCUAUUAUUACAUCCUCAGGAAAACAUGGAAACAUGUGACUUUUGCAGUGAGGGCGAGCAUGAACUUGCAGGAAAUCAAGAGCAGGCACGGCCCAUCCUCAUGAAGGAGAGGUGCUGAUAGGUGCCAACAUGGCCCCCAUCAUUGCCCCUCGUAGGCGACACCCCCACUUUCAGUUUGGUUCUAUGACUCAACCCCAGCACCACAUAUCAAGAUAGCUCAGGGGUUCUAGUCAAGGCUUCCAGAAACCAGCCUUUCUCUCUCAGAGAAAGGGGGUUAGGGGGAAGCCAGUUCUAAAGGUGCUAGAUCAUGUCCCUUCUGCUGGAGGGUCACCAGGGCUGCACCCGGCCAUGGUCCUAUCUUUGCCUCCCCCC